UAUAUUAUAACAGGGCGUCUGUCUCCGGAGACAAAUCUACUCUCAGUUGCUCAGCAGGCGCGAUCUUUUGUGCGUCCAGUUGCGUUCCUCUGUACCACGGAGCUCCCGGACGGAAAGCGACCUCCGCUUUCACUGACAAGUGCACUGGCUGCACUCAAAUAGAUUCACCGGGUACACCUGCAUCUCUCCAAAUAACUUUGGAAAAGAACACUCCUCUACAGCUACACUUUGACCGGUGAGAGGAGGAAGAGAACAAGACUGAAAUAAACAUGAAACUUGAGGUGUUCUCCGCUAGCCACUUCCUUCACAAGCCUAUGGAGGUACGCAGUCACAGUGAUGCGGAAGCGAGCGUCCCAUCUCCCUUAUCCGGAGAUGAACUGGGCUCGGACGGGGACUGUGUUGCCAACAGCCCGGCACCUGCCACCCCGAACAGUGGCGAUGGUAAGGGCAAGCCCUACACCCGUAGACCAAAGCCGCCCUACUCCUACAUUGCACUCAUCGCCAUGGCCAUCCGGGACUCCUGCAGUGGUCGGUUGACUCUGGCUGAGAUCAACGACUACCUGAUGAAGAAGUUUCCUUUCUUCCGUGGCAGCUACACCGGCUGGAGGAACUCCGUGCGCCACAACUUGUCACUGAACGACUGUUUCCUUAAGGUGCUCCGCGACCCGUCCAGACCCUGGGGCAAAGACAACUACUGGAUGCUGAACCCGCACAGUGAGUACACCUUCGCGGACGGGGUGUUCCGCCGCAGGAGGAAGCGCAUAAGUAAGAGCCGGUCGGACAUUGGUGGUUCUAUUAAAGACACCGAGAACCGGGACAGCCAGAUACCGGACGAGGAAACUCGCAUCUCUACCACUCCAUCUGCACUCCCCAGGGAGGAAAGGGUGAUGGGAGCCACGUUCUCUAGCUCUUCCAGCUCCUUCUCCAUCGAUAGCAUCCUCAGCAAGCCCUUCAUUAGGAGGGAGGAUAGAGACCACACCGAUACGGACACUGCACAUGCCAAUCCCGGGGCCAAUCGUCUCUACUGGCCGGCUGGUGCCCACCACAUGCUGCCCUACGCUCUGGCUUAUCCACCAGCAUCCCCUGCUAUGGGGCACCCACACGCAUCGCACUCGUACCAUCAGGUCAGCCCUGGAACGACGCACAUGCUGCACGCGUACAGGUGCAGUCUCGUGGAGCCAGCAGAACGUAGCAGGGACCCACUCACAACUCUCAUGACGUCACAUGGCCACUUGCCAAGCACCGCGGCUGAUUUCUCCUCUGUGAAGAUGCACAAAGCUCGUGGUGGCAGCUGUCAUCCUUUCCAGAUAGACGCAUUACUCUCCUAAAGCGAACAUAAGGGACAAUCAUGUAAUGGGACAAUAUGUAAUGAUAUAUCUUACAGUUGCCACAUGCACUUUUCUAUUUGCUUUAUGUUUUUCUAAUUUCUUGAAAAUACAUUUCGUUUUCUGAUAACGCUUUCAGCAGUGAUGUCAAACGUAACGUGUUCUGUUUUUCAAGUAACUUAAUUUCUGAUUAUUCCUAGGACCAAGCAAAAUAGUUGCAAUCUAUCUAAUAUGAUAUGUCAUUCCACUACGUGUGUGUGUGUGUGUGUGUGUGUCUGGGGGGAGGGGCGUUUAAUAGGUCAUUUCUACUGUAAACGACGGCUGCACCUUGUGCCAAAAAAUGUCUGAGAUAAUAUUCGUAUUUAUGUGUUGAUACAGAUUUGUAUGACUUGCUGCAGAAUAUUGUAGCAAUACUUUGAAAUAUUACUCGGAUUGUUGACUACUCCAAUAACGGAGAAUGCACAAAAAGCGAGGAAAUACACUGUUAAAAAAAAAAAAAAAAGAUUCAUGCAUGGAGAAUGUUUUUAAAGAAAAAUAAAUACUUCGACUGUUUGGGUGAAAACUAUCAAUGAAAACCACGAAUAGACUAUUUAUUGUUUAUUUUCGUUGGAGAAUGCCAUGGCAAGCAUUACUAAAGCCGUACAUGUAAGCACAUAUGUUUCCGUGAAGUAAAGUCUACUGGAAGGGUGUUUGGAAAUUAAGGGCGGAAAAGGUUUAGAGGCUCGUGAUCAGAUGAAGAUCCGAUAUGUCUGGAACUAGGGUGUAGCGUCGUUUUGGCAUCCAUCUCAUCCCACUUGUUACUGAACUGCCAGAGGAAUGAAGAAAAGGUUAUGGGUAUACAUUCAUUUCAGACAUACAUUUCACCCCUCUGCCUACUCUGCACUGAACAACCAGGAAGCAGCAGUCAGGCACAAAUUAUAAAGGGGGAAAUAUACAGUUCAGCGAUUUACAUUAAGCCGACAUACAUAUCAUCCUUCUGUCCUCUCCCUGCACGGCAUGUAUGCACCAAAUUAUCCCUGGGUUGAGCUAUUUCUAAAUAUUUAACAGUGGUAAGAUUAUAGUCCAAGAAAGGGGAAUGACUAAUGUUAAAGUUACACUCAGUCUCCUGUCACAAUUUUUGUUUCAAACUGUCUAAAUAAAGUGUUACAUGUAAUAAAACAUAUUUGUUAAAUAAACAAAUACAAAACCAUAGAAUCUGACGCUUUAUACGAAGAAUAUUUCAUAUUAACAGCAGCAUUUGUGGUGAUGUUGCUUCAAAGUGAAAAGGUAUACUUUAAUUUCAACUGACAUUAAUGUCUCAAUUCAAUAAAAGCCUAACUGCAGUAGGUUAUUUAUGAGGUAGCUAUUUUACCAGUACGUCAACUUAAUUGUUUAAAUUAACAGACUGAUUUUGGGUAAAAUAAAAAAAAAUUACGGACCCCUUUCUGGGACUACGUGCUUGCAUCUUUUCAGAAUUUGAAGUAAAUGGGCACCGGAUGAAUGUAGGCUAAAUAAAGAAUCUCCUUUAAAAAAAAUUAUGAGUGGUUUAAUUGAAUCCCGACCAAAGCUUAGCAUUAGGAAAAAAUGUGCACAUUUCACAUAAGGCAAAACAUAGACAUCCAAGUGGUUAAGAACGAAAACAUUCUUUAUAUUUCUCCUCCAGUCCGAGGAUGGAAUCUCAGACUUUGGACUUCAGCUCCAAACGUAAACAAGGGUUGAGGAUAAAUUGUUACAGAGAAUACGAGUUGAGUUUGGAGUAUGCCUAUUCAUUCAACAUUCACUGUUCUGUGGCGUUCACACAAGCGUAAGAAACAUGCCCGGGAUCCUACAAACAUUCAGAUAUGACAAUACACCACACAGAAGCCUUGUAUAUCAACCUUCAUGUUUCAGUCAAGCAAUUCGAAGUCGUCUGACACAAAGUAGUGUAACGAUUUUAAUUAGAAUUCUUAUGAUUAUUAUUGUGAUUAUUUAAAUUUUGCCACAAUAAUAGUAGGCCUAUAAUAGUGAAUGUUUAUUUUUGUCA
This is a messenger RNA of Esox lucius (northern pike), 3327 nucleotides long. RefSeq names its product forkhead box protein Q1. Bases 270 to 1328 code for a protein of 352 amino acids. Lineage: Eukaryota; Metazoa; Chordata; Actinopteri; Esociformes; Esocidae. Gene Ontology annotation, molecular function: DNA-binding transcription factor activity, RNA polymerase II-specific; RNA polymerase II cis-regulatory region sequence-specific DNA binding. Gene Ontology annotation, biological process: cell differentiation; anatomical structure morphogenesis; regulation of transcription by RNA polymerase II. The record is from RefSeq and is a predicted model, not a curated record. The transcript has a single exon.